AUGUUGGGUCGACCGGACCCGACUUGCUAUUCUGCCCCCAUCCCCUCAAGGAGCAUUCUUCCGCCAUUCUCGGUUCUCACCAAGGGCACGAAGAAGGAGACGACAGGAAAGUUCGUGGCGAAGCCAGUGGUUCUGUUUCUGUACCAGCCUGGUGUGACUUCAAAAUGUGGCUUGGAGUUGGCCUUCAGAGUCAACUUCACCUUUGGUCUUAUACCCCAGUAUGGCACCUCGGGGUCCAAUGGCUUUGCAUUUGUGAUUGCAGCGAAGCCCAAGGUGGGGAGGCCUGGUGGUGUGGGGUACAGAGGAGUGGGACCUCGUAGCAUGGCUGUUGUCUUCAACAAGCUUCAGAAUGAUGCAGGCGAGCAGCACGUGGGGCUGAGCGUUAACGGCACAGAGAUACCCUUGGUCAAGGAGGUGUCACCAUUCACUUUCGCCGAUGGCAAUGCAUAUACUGUGUGGGUGGAUUAUGAGCCUGGAGCUCCCAGCACCAUUCAAGUGUUCCUGGCGAACUCAAACGUGAAGCCAGAGGAGCCGCUGCUGCAGGGGAGGGUGUCGCUGUGUGCAGUGCUGCAGCCUGGAGUGAAGCAGCCAGCAUUCUCAUUUGGAUUUGUGGCGUCAACCACUGUAAAGCCAUUCCAGCUGCAAGGCAUUUACUCCUCCGCUGUGCAAACAGGCAAGGUUAUUUCGGCAAGUGGAUGGGUGAUGAUGACUGGUUUAGGUGGUGGUGGUGGUGGUGGUGGUGUUGCUGCUGCUGCUGCUGCUGCUGCUGCAUCUGCUGCUGCAUCUGCUGCUGCAUCUGCUGCUGCUGCUGCUGCUGCUGCUGCUGCUGCUGCUGCUGCUGCUGCUGCUGCUGCUGCUGCUGCUGCUGCUGCUGCUGCUGCUGCUGCUGCUGCUGCUGCUGCUGCUGCUGCUGCUGGUGGUGCUGGUGCUGGUGGUGGUGGUGCUGGUGCUGCUGCUGGUGGUGGUGCUGCUGGUGGUGAUGCUGCUGGUGCUGCUGCUGGUGCUGCUGGUGCUUCUGGUGCUGCUGGUGCUGCUGGUGCUGGUGCUGGUGCUGGCGCUCCUUCACCCAAGAUAGUCCAUUUCAAUGAGCAAGACGCGUGCUGGGCGUAUGCGGUGGUGGCGAGUGUGGAGGCGGCAUACGGCAUUGCAAAGCAGCAGAGCGCUCCCCGGCUGUCAGUGGAGGCGCUCUUUGCGCUCAUGGGGCUCUCUGAUUCAAACAAGUGCUCUGCUGGCGGCUCCCCCACGGAAGCAUUUGAGAAGCUCGUGGCCCUCAAUGCCUCCUCCAGUGGGCUCACAGCGGCCAGCGACCUGGCAACAAAGUACCCGGUGCAGGCGUUCGAGCGAGCGCAAUUCAAGGGGUAUGUGGGGCUCAUGCUGGCAGUGCAGCGGCAGCCAGUGGUGGUUCACAUCGAGGCGUCUCCAACCUUCAUGCAGUAUGAUGGGGAUCCUGGCUGCUACACGGGCAGUCUCAACCAUGUUGUACUCGUUAUUGGCUACUUCAUUGCAAGAAAUGAUGGCAGCCAGAACCGCAUCGCUCCUCCGUUUUGGAUCAUCCGCAACUCAUGGGGAGAGAAUUGGGGCAACAGGGGCCACAUGCGCAUGGACAUUCAGGGAGGGGAUGGCGUAUGUGGCAUCAACGUGUUGCCUGGCAUCUACCCCGUCGUAAAAACAAUGGUUGCUUGCUCUCCUCUCUUGCCAAAAUCGCCUCUGUUUCUCUAG
Closterium sp. Naga37s-1 is the source of this 1719-nucleotide messenger RNA. The record is from the annotation of a GenBank genome assembly. Lineage: Eukaryota; Viridiplantae; Streptophyta; Zygnematophyceae; Desmidiales; Closteriaceae.